AUGGCGGCGUCACUACUGGGCCGGGACAAGAGGAGUACGGCCGCUUCGCUGAAGGCUGAGUGCAGCCGGCAGGAUGGUAGGGGCGUGCAGCUGCUCGGAGAGCUGCUGGAUAGCGUCCUGAGCCCGGAGAGAGCGGUGGCCGAGGCCGAGGUGAUCGAGUGGUGCAAGAGCCUGAUGGCCGGUGGCGAGAGCUUCGAUGACUUCUGUAAAAUGGUGCGCGGCUAUGACAACGCGACCCUCUGCGGCUUGGUGUGGACCGCCAACUUCGUGGCGUACCGCUGCAGGACGUGCGGGAUCUCGCCGUGUAUGUCCCUGUGCGCCGAGUGCUUCAACGCCGGAGAACACACGGGUCACGAUUUCAACAUGUUUCGGAGUCAGGCGGGCGGGGCCUGUGACUGCGGGGACAGCAGUGUGAUGCGGGAAAGUGGGUUUUGUAAAAGGCAUCGGUUUGCAACAAGUUCCAAUAUUCCUUGUGUUCCUAAUGAACUGAUGAUGAUGUCAGAACAUAUCCUCCCUCGCGUUAUCCUUCAUCUUAUUCAGCAUUUACGGGACGGCUAUAAUGAACCAGAUUCUGAUCCAGCAACUGAAAGAGACCUCCAGAAGACACUCCAACAGAUGGAACCCCUGAUUUCUCUUCUGGAAGAUCUGACUAAGAUGGGAGGAGCAAUGCGAUCCAUCUUGACGAGAGUUCUUACAAAUCAUCAAAUAUACAAAGAUCUUUGCUCUGGUGAUUUGUGCACUGGAGAAAAGGCCUAUACAAAGAAGAACUAUGAAAAAUAUCUGACCGCAUUAAAAGGCUCUGGUCUAGUUUCUUCUGAGGAACGCUCUGUGACAUCUGUGUUGGAUCAAAUGGCGGGAGCAAGCAAUGUAACUAUUUUGGGUGCAACAGCAGGAACAGGACAGAUGGACUCUUCUGAUGAGGAGGAGCAAGAUGGAAGUCAAGGUGUUGGCAAACGGAAAAGAGUUAAACUCUCUAAUAGCACCAAAGAUUCAUCCAUUAUGGAUAUUUUGAAACAUAAAUGCUUUCUAGAAGAACUAUUGUUCUGGACUGUCAAAUAUGAGUUUCCACAGAAGAUGGUAACGUUUCUACUAAACAUGCUGCCUGAUCAGAGCUAUAAGAUAGCUUUUACUAAAACGUUCGUUCAACAUUAUGCCUUCAUUAUGAAAACUCUGAUUAAGAGCCAUGAAUCAGACACUAUGUCCAAUAGGAUUGUUCAUAUCAGUGUUCAGUUAUUUAGCAAUGAAGAAUUGGCACGGCAGGUGACUGAAGAAUGUCAGCUGCUGGAAAUAAUGGUCACUGUGCUACUUUAUAUGAUGGAAAGUUGCCUUAUCAAAAGUGAGUUGCAAGAUGAAGAAAACAAUUUUCAUGUUGUUGUAAACUGUGGUGAGCCACUCUUGAAAAACAAUACAUACUGGCCUUUGGUUAGUGAUUUUAUAAAUAUCCUUUCUCAUCAAAGUGUGGCAAAACGUUUCUUGGAAGAUCAGGGCCUUCUUCAGAUGUGGAUGAAUUUUGUUUCCUUUUUUCAAGGAAUGAAUUUAAACAAACGAGAGUUAAAUGAGCACGUAGAAUUUGAGUCUCAAACAUAUUAUGCUGCAUUUGCAGCAGAAUUGGAAGCCUGUGCACAGCCAAUGUGGGGACUUUUAACACAUUGUAAAAUUAGGGAGACACAGGAAUAUACCAGAACUGUGGUCAGAUACUGUCUGGAUGCAUUGCAGGAUUGGUUUGAUGCCAUUAAUUUUGUUGAUGAGCCUGCUCCUAAUCAGGUUACAUUUCACUUGCCUCUUCAUCGUUACUAUGCCAUGUUUCUGAGCAAGGCUAUUAGAUGUCAGCAAUUAGACCUUGAUUCACUCCUGCCAGAUCAAGAGAUGCUAAUGAAAAUGAUGGUUCAUCCACUUCAAAUUCAGGCAAGUCUAUCGGAGAUACACAGCAACAUGUGGGUUAGAAAUGGUCUGCAAAUUAAAGGACAGGCUAUGACCUAUGUUCAGUCCCACUUUUGCAACUCUAUGAUUGACCCAGAUAUCUUCCUUCUCCAGAUUUGUGCUUCUAGGCUGGAUCCAGAUUAUUUUGUUUCAUCUGUUUUUGAAAGAUUUAAAGUGGUGGAUUUACUGACAAUGGCAUCACAGCAUCAAAAUGCAGCACUUGACACCGAGCAUGAAAGGUCUAUGCUUGAGGGAGCCUUAACUUUCCUGGUUAUUUUACUGAGUCUUCGCAUUCAUUUAGGCAUGACAGAUGAUGAAAUCUUGAGAGCAGAAAUGGUAGCACAGCUCUGCAUGAGUGACAGAACACACAGCACAUUGUUAGACUUGAUUCCUGAAAAUCCCAAUCCAAAGAGUGGGAUUAUUCCAGGUAGCUACUAUUUUGAAACUAUGCUUUCUGCUGUAGCUGAUUUUAAAGCACCAGUCUUUGAACCAGGAGGUUCCAUGCAGCAGGGGAUGUACACACCUAAAGCUGAUGUCUGGAAUCAAGAAUUUGACCCUAUUAUGGUGAUUUUAAGAACAGUAUAUCGCAGAGAUGUGCAGUCAGCAAUGGAUAGAUACAUGGGAUUCCUAAAACAGACUGGAAAAUUCACUAGUACCCCAUGGCCACCAUAUCGGGAGAGAGCACCUUUAAAUCCCAGUUACAAAGGGUUAAUGCGCAUAUUGCACUGUAAAACUUUGCACAUUGUGCUAUUUACUCUUCUUUACAAGAUAUCGAUGGAUCACCAGAAUAUGUCUGAACAUGUUCUAUGUAUGGUAUUAUACUUGAUUGAACUUGGUCUUGACAAUUUACCAGAAGAAACAGCUGAGGAAGAGGAAAUGUUUGGUGAAGAGCGAUGUUCUGAUAGUUGGUUUCAUGGAACUAACAUAGCAACAAAUCUGCAUCAUAUCAUUAACUAUGUGCGAGUCAGACUUCCGGAGACAGCGCCAGAAGUGACCAGAGAACCACCUGCUAGCACAAGCUCAGAUACCUCUUCUUUUAUACAGGGGUCAAGAAGGGCUACUGCUCUCACCAGAGAGAAUUCAAAUACAGCUCAGGUCUUCAGUUUAGUUGCAGAACGCAGAAAAAAGUUUCAGGAGAUUAUAAAUCGCAACAGUGGCAGUGCGAUUCAAACUGCAGCUGUGAGACCAAAGACAUCAAAGUGGACUGCUCCUAAUUCAACUCCACAACUUACCACAACCAUUUUGGAAAUCAGAGAAAGUAUGCUUUCUUUACUAAUCAAGCUCCAUCAUAAACUCUCAGGAAAACAAAACUCUUAUUAUCCAUUUUGGUUAGAAGAUUCAGAAUCUACAUCCACAUUGGACCCGAUGCAACAAAUCCAUGGUGAUGGGAUAAUAGCAAUAGAAAGAAUUCUAUUAAAAACUGCAGCACGGAGUCGUCAGAACAAGUGUAGCAUUGAGGAGAUCUGUAGGAAGGUGGCACCACCUGUACCUCCUAAGAAGAGUAAUUCAGCAGAUAAGAAAGCUUUGGAUAAAGAAGAAAGACGUCAGAAAGCCAGAGAGAGACAACAGAAGUUGCUUGCUGAAUUUGCUUCAAGACAAAAAAGUUUCAUGGAAACAGCAAUGGAUCUUGAAUCACCUGAUAGUGAUGUUGCCAUGGAUGUAGGAUCAACUGAACAACCAGAUUCAGAAACUGUAUAUGACUGUGUAAUUUGUGGACAAAGUGGCCCGUCAACGGAGGAAAGACCAACAGGAUUAGUAGUUCUAUUGCAGGCUUCAUCAGUCCUUGGGCACCGUCGUAGAAGCACUGAACCAAAGAAAUUGCCAACCAGUGAUGAAGAGCAAAUUUACCCUGAGGAUACCUGUGGAACUGCACAUGAUGUCAGGAUCACAGAUUUGCAGCAGUACUUCAAAGACGCUGGCUUUGGAUUAAAAUGGGCAUUGAUGAAAAUUAAGUUCCAAAGUUCUUGCCUGCAGUCAGUGUCCAUAGGUUGGGAAGGUGGUGUGUAUGUUCAAACGUGUGGACACACUUUACAUAUUGACUGUCAUAAAUCUUAUAUGGAAUCAUUACGGAAUGACCAGGUGCUGCAGAGUUUCUCAGUGGACAAAGGAGAGUUUACAUGCCCCCUCUGUCGACAAUUUGCCAACAGUGUUCUUCCUUGUCAUCCUGAAAAGAGUGAGGAAAAGAGUAUUUGGUCACCUUACAACAGCAAGAGCCUGCUAACCCUCAUCAAGGAAGUGGAAGAGCAACAGGAACAGUUGGGAAUGUUCCCAGUAAGCAUUUGUUCAAUAACGAACUUGAGCAAGGAGAUGGAAUCUGUGAUGAAGGACAUCAGGAGUGCAACCCAAAAGAAAUACAUAGAUUACGGGAAGACUCCUGGCUCACCAGACAAUGACUUCCUCUUCAUGUAUUCAGUUGCUAGGCUGAAUUUGGAGCUUGAAUUGGUUCAUCGAGGAGGAAACUUGUGUUUAGGAGGAGCAAGUGCUACAACAAAAAGAUCAUGUUUAAAUCAGUUGUUGCAUGUGUUAGCCAUGCACAUGCGCCUUUUUAGAAUUGAUUCUGCUUAUAAUCCCUGGACACGACUUACACGACUGACACAGGUUAUGGAUUAUGGAAUAUGUGAUGAUGAGAAACCAGAGGUACCAUUAUUGUACCGGGAUGUUUCAUCUCUCUUGCUCAUCCUUGUUUUAACUAUGCCACAAGAAUUACACAAGGAACAUUUUACCUGCAUUGUGAAAGUGUUGUACAAUUUAUUAUACACACAAGCUGUUUCAACACUUUCAUUUCAAUUCAGCGAAGAGGAAAGAGCAGCUUGGAAGAAUUCCGGAAAGCUCAAGCAGACUAUGUGUAAUUCAGAUAAAUCUUGGGAAGUAUUACUAAGCCACAUCAUCUGUGAGUUGUCAAAAGGGAGGCUUUACAAUGCAAGUAACACAGGUCAAGUAUCAAUGCUUGGUACCAAUGUCUGGUCUCCUCAGUCUAUUGAAUACAGUAUCCAGCAGUUCUGUCUGCCUUUCCUCAGGACUACAAGCCUUCUUCAACACCACCUGUUUGGUAAUGAUCUUCCCAGUUGUCAGCGAACAGAAGAAUUUGGGAUGCUUGCCAGCUAUCUUGGGUUACUGCUGCCCUGUCUUCAGUCAAAUGAUGAGUUCUGUAGUUCUGCCUGCCUUGACUGGCCGAUAGCAGCUCUGGAUCUUAUAUCUCAGUGGUGUUUGGAAGUAACGACUUCUGCAGAAAGUCAUUCAGAACAAGUUACAAAUCUACUCGUUCAGGAUCCACAGUGGUCUUUACCAUGUCUUCUUCAGCUACCAGAAAAUUAUAAUACCAUAUUUCAGUACUAUCAUCGUAAAGCCUGUGUUCACUGUUCAAAGGUGCCUAAGGAUCCAGCUCUUUGUCUAGUAUGUGGUACAUUUGUGUGCCUCAAAGGUCAAUGCUGUAAACAACAAAGCUAUUGUGAAUGUGUCCUGCAUUCCCAGAACUGUGGAGCAGGAACUGGAAUAUUCCUUCUGAUUAACGCCUCUGUAAUUAUCAUAAUUCGUGGGCACCGGUUUUGCUUGUGGGGAUCUGUCUACCUGGAUACUCAUGGUGAAGAGGACAGAGAUCUAAGACGUGGUAAACCACUGUACUUAUGCAGUGAACGCUAUAAAGUUUUGGAGCAACAGUGGGUGACACAUACGUUUGAUCACAUCAAUAAAAGAUGGGGGCCACAUUACAAUGGAUUAUAGCUGACUUGCACAUCUUUCCUGAAACAUGGUCAUCAAGAAGCUUUAGUUCAUACAAAUGUUAUGAAGUUUAUUUUUAAAAAUAGCCAUUUUGUUACAAAACAAACCACAAGAUCAUUAUUCUGCAAAGGUGCUAUUAAUAUCACUUUUAUGGCACUCUGAAAUAUCCCAGCAAAGCUAAAAGCCUUUCUCUAGAAGUGGGGUAAAAUAUCUUCUAUAAACUAAAGAGCCUUUAUUAGACAUAAUGAAGUAAUUGUAGCAUUGUAUGCAUACAAAAAGCACAAUUUGAAUUUGUGUGUUCCUCAGUAAAAUAGAUGUAAUGUUUUAAGAAUAUGGCCAAGAUUGAUUUAAUGUGUUAUUUUUGAAGGGUUGGUUGCUGAUUUUUCCUUACAAAAAGUACAUAUCUAUAGGAGGGUGAAAUCUGGUCCUAUACACUUGAUGGCAGUACACUAUUUAGAAAUUAAUUCUUUGACGACUGUUUCUUUUGUUGUGACAUUUUUUCUGAUUAGUCUGGCUGAGUUUUUUCCUUUGCUUUAAGAGGUUUUGAUUUACAUCUGGCCAUAAUAAUUUUCAUUAAGUUUACUGUAACAUGCCCAGUUUAUUUAAAACAAUUAUACAAGAAAAGGCUUUAAUCUGUGGAAACUUUCUAAUUAAAACAAAAAUAGGCUGUAAAACAUUCGGUCUCAGGAAAUUUUGUUUCUUAUUUUGUUAAAGGUAACUGAACAAAAGAAAUAUUCGGACUGACUGCUGCUAGUAACAGAAUAAAUAUCUUUUUCACAAGUUGCUUAUUUGGGAGCCUAGCUUUAAACUUUGCAGGUUUAUAAGCACCUUAUGGAGAUGGUGUGUUUACUAAGUUUGGUCACUAAGUUAGAAUGUUCUAACUACAAAUGUGCAACCUUGACCAACUUUAAUGCAAUCAGCAUUAAAACUGGGCAUUGUGGUAUGUUAUGCAAUGAUUAGAAUGGAAAUACACGGGCCCUCCCUCUGGCAAAUUUCUGUUUCAGAUAACCACUGUCACCACUCGGUUUAUUUGUAUUACAGUUAUGCAAUGUAAUUACCACCUUUUUUAUCUGAUUUACUAAACAGUAGAAAUUCAGAUGAUGUGGGAAAUCAGCAGUCCUAAUUUAAUCUCAUAACCAAAGUGCAAAUGGGAUUCAAAAUUUAACCGCAAGAAGUUGUGGGCACUUCACAUAUUGUCCUUUCAUUAUAGAAAUAUCUUCAAUUUUCAAGAUAAGCAAUUUUGUUUCUUGUUUGCUUUUCCCUUUUUUAAUUCAGCAGUCUUUAGCAAAUAAUAUACAGCUUCUGAUUAAAAUAUAGCUAGACUGGACAAAUCCAAAUGUCCAUUAGCAAAACUGCAUAAAAUGAAUUUGGUUUUGAUUUUGGUGUUCUGAGAAAAACGCAUUUCAGUCAUAUUUAUACCGAAUGUAAAGGUACACAUACCUGUCAACAAACGUUUCUGUCUACUAAAUCACAAAAAGGUGAAAAUACAGAAUAUAAAUCAUGAACACUCAAAAAAAAUAAUAAAAUCACAUAUUAAAGGGAGUAAUUAAUUAGAUGCUACAAUUCAAAAGUACAGGAAAGAGAUCCGUUACUAGAUCGGUCCUGUCAGAAUUGUCAUGGACUAGAUUGUGAGAUUGUUUGGAAUGAUUUAUCCUUGUAAACAUUGGGAGCUACUGAAAUUUGAUGUAUAAGAGGUAAUCAGGUAUUUUGUUUACUUGGAUACAAUUUCUGAUUUAAUUAAUACUUCAAUAUUCUAUAAAAAUUGUGAUUUAGUGUUUAUACCACCAUCUGUCAUGCAAAAAUAAGUGACAGACUUAAUAUUUCAUGACAAAUUUAUCAAGUAUUCUUUUAAGAAUUUGAAAGACCCCGAGUGCAGUGCAGAAUGGUAGUUAAACUUAUAACUAAUUAACAGCUUAAAUAAUUCAACAAUUUAGCAACAGUAUAUGUUUAAAAACCAGACAGUAAUGAGUACAGGUAUAUAAUUAUACCUACUAUGCUGGGAGUAUGGUAUUUAAUAAUGAAUCAUCUUCCAAUAAUUAUACAUGGAGUAUUCUUUAUUGCUGUAACUCUAAAAGGUGGUCAUUGGCUAUCAUUUACUUUUUGUUUCCAUUCUAGUGCAGUUUGAUUGCCAGAUAUGCCGAUGAUUUGAAAAUGUACUUGAAUUCAUGUAUGCUGCUGAAUUUUUAUUUUAGUUUUCUCUGUUUUCCAAGACCCACUAUCCAAAUUAAUAUCUUCAAAUAAGUGGUGUGUAAUUUGAGAUAAAGAUUGAGUGUUCACCAGUGUGUUACCCUGUAUGAAUGAAUGUUAAGUACAGUACAUUACUGUAAAUGCUGAACAUUUUCUGGCACAUUGAAAACUUUAGGAUUAAUCAAAAUAUGACUGUAAAAUAUGUUAAUAAAGGAUGUAAAUCAUG
Molecule: messenger RNA, 8050 nt
Organism: Chiloscyllium plagiosum (whitespotted bambooshark)
Lineage: Eukaryota; Metazoa; Chordata; Chondrichthyes; Orectolobiformes; Hemiscylliidae
Source: RefSeq, a predicted model, not a curated record